Coffea eugenioides is the source of this 768-nucleotide messenger RNA. Its product is annotated as LRR receptor-like serine/threonine-protein kinase GSO1. Gene Ontology annotation, molecular function: protein binding. NCBI's taxonomy places the organism in Eukaryota, Viridiplantae, Streptophyta, Magnoliopsida, Gentianales, Rubiaceae. The record is from RefSeq and is a predicted model, not a curated record. Bases 1 to 768 code for a protein of 255 amino acids. The transcript has 4 exons.
AUGUUGUUUAGUCUAGAGAAUAACAAGAUUGAAGGCUCUAUACCAAGAGAUAUUGGAAAUUUGACUGCACUUAAAGAACUAUACCUUGGUGUAAACAAUUUAAUAGUUUCUAUAGGAAACCUUUCUUCUUCUAUAGAAGAGAUUUAUGCAGGUGGCUGUAAAAUGAAGGAAAGAAUUCCAAAAACUGUUGGCAAUCUAAGCAAUUUGAGUGUGCUAGGUCUACAAGAGAAUCCCUUGCCUGAUAGUAAUCUUACUUCUCUCAGGUAUCUUUAUCUAGCUUCCAACAGAAUAGCUUCUCAUGUGCCUGACAGUUUGUGGAGCCUCAAAGAUCUCUUGGGAUUUAUUCUGUCAUCGAAUUUCUUGACUGGCUCUCUACCUUCAGAGAUUGGACUAUUGAAGGUUGCAACAUGGAUAGAUUUUUCGAUGAAUCAGUUCAAAAAUAACAUUCCCAGCAGAAUUGGAGAUUUAGAAAACUUGAAUCAUCUUUCUUUGGGGCAAAUUCCAUCUAACGGCCCUUUCAAGAAUUUCACUAGUGAAUCUUUUAUCUCCAAUGAUGCUUUAUGUGGAUCAUCUAGGUUUCAUGUUCCAGCAAGCCAAACUUCUUCAAUUCACAGAUCAAGGACAAAGAAAGUGCUUCAAACUAAAUUGAUAGUGUUUGGAGCUUCGGCAAUAAUUGCUGGUGUAGCCUUGGCAUUUUUGUUUGUUCGGUACGUAAACAAAGAGAAGGUUCCUAAUGGAACUAAUUUGUUCUCCUUGACAGCAAAAUGA